Bombus pyrosoma is the source of this 2774-nucleotide messenger RNA. Its product is annotated as organic cation transporter protein-like. Gene Ontology annotation, cellular component: membrane. Lineage: Eukaryota; Metazoa; Arthropoda; Insecta; Hymenoptera; Apidae. Gene Ontology annotation, biological process: transmembrane transport. The record is from RefSeq and is a predicted model, not a curated record. The transcript is spliced from 10 exons. Gene Ontology annotation, molecular function: transmembrane transporter activity. Bases 690 to 2300 code for a protein of 536 amino acids.
ACGAUUCAGUUUCGCACGAGCAAGACGCGCAGGCAAACGCUGCCCUCGCAUUUUAGUUGAUCGCCGUCACUCGCGCACGACGCAUGGCCAACGCAGUGCUACGUAGAUCUUAGACGAUACAAUUUGUGAAAAUCAUUUUAUUAGAAUUUUAUUUUUACGAUCAACUGUAAUUACCGCGCUUUCACCUUGCUUCGAUCUUCGUAGUUCUAUUUUUCAUACUCUCUUCCUUUGUUCUUCUUUCGUUUCGUCUAAUUGUAUUCCAUUCAUUCGAUUCAUCGACAUUGAAAAUAACAUUCGAUGUUAUACGUUCCCGCGUGUCUUUUUCGACGACUUUGACAAAUUCAUUUUUGUCGAGUUUGCGUAAUUAAAGAUUCGAUUGGUUCUGAGAAUUUGACGCGUUGGUCAGGUCUGAAGUCUAUUAGAGAUAUCUUGGGUUACUGAAAGUCGGUAAUCGAUAGAGGUUUGAAGAGGAGGAUCGGUCUGGUGUGCUCGUCUCGAGAUACAUACCGAUGUGUUUGAUGCGCGAGGGCUGACAGCAAAGCGGAGCGAAACUCAAAAUCGCGCGAUCGAGAGAGUAUCUCGAGAAACAUCUGUUCUGUGCGGCGUGGGAAAGAGAUAGCACACAUUAACGAAAGUAAAAAGUGAACGAAUUGCAAAGAAAGAAAAUAGCUGCAAAACCAGGCAGUGAUAUGAAGAAAACGCAAACCAACAGUUAUGCGGAAGUGAAUGGCAAGCAAGUCUCGAAUGGUAAAGAAGAUGUUGUCGACAAUGGUGAUGAGGUCGAUGCCGUGCAAGAAGCUAUCGGAAAUCUUGGCAGAUGGCAAAUAUACGUUUGUCUGGCAAUUUCUCUGGUCAAGUUCCCGAUCGCUUGGCAUCAGCUCGCGAUCGUCUUCAUGGCGCCACAUCAAAAUUUCAACUGUACCUCGCCAGCACGCACGGAAACGUCUGACCAGUGCGUAGUCAAUGUCAAUGGUACGUUGGCAGAGUGCACAGAAUGGGAGUACGACAGGAGCACGUUCACUGAGACAAUAAUAUCGCAGUGGAAUUUAGUAUGCAGUCGAACGCAUUACGCUAAUAUCCAGCAAUCUAUUUUGAUGUUUGGCGUACUUUUGGGCAAUAUCAUAUUUGGCAAUAUAGCAGAUAGGUACGGCAGAAAAAUGCCGCUGAUGAUAGCAGUAGUUCUUCAAUUAGUUUCCGGUAUCGGAUGUGCUGUCGUGCCAUGGUUUCCAGCACUGUUAUUAAUGAAAUUGCUUAGUGCUUUAGCUACCGGAGGCACGAUGGUUACCAGUUACGUCAUUUGUAUGGAGAUUGUUGGAACACAAUGGCGUGCAGCCAUCACAGUACUGUAUCAAAUUCCAUUUAGUUUGGGUCACAUGUCACUAGCCGGAUUUGCAUUUUUAUUUCGUCACUGGCAACAUCUUCAAAUCGCCAUCACGUUACCCUCUAUCAUUCUCUUAAGUUAUUGGUGGGUCGUACCUGAAUCUCCUAGAUGGUUGCUCGCCUUUGGAAAGCAACGAGCAGCUUGUAGGAUUUUACAGAAGGGUGCCAAUAUUAAUCAAAUUAAAAACAAGGACAUUCCAGACAUGGUCAGAAAACACUGUUUGCAGCAGAAUUCCAAACGAUCACAUUUGGAUUAUAAAGCAUCGUUCUUGGACCUGUUUCGCACGCCCAACAUGAGGAUAAAAUCGCUGUCGAUUUUCUUCAAUUGGAUCGUUUGCGGGAUGGGGUUGUUUGGGAUGUCUCAAUAUAUAGGACAAGUCGGUGGAAAUAUAUUCAUAAAUUUCACUGUUUCUGGCGCCAUACAGAUACCUGGAAAUUUCGUUGCUUGGUGGGCAAUGAACAAACUUGGUAGAAGGAUCACCUUAAUUUGUAGUAACUCGAUCGCUGGCGUUGCGGCUCUUUUGCUCAUCAUUGUCUCAGAUGAUAUCGCGUGGCUUCGAUUAAUUCUAGUCUGCUCGGCCAUCGUUGGCAUGUCUGUCUCUUUCACCACUGCUUAUCUAUUUUCCGGUGAAUUAUUCCCCACGGUCAUUAGGAACAUCGGUGUGGGUACCAGCAGUAUGUGCGCCAGGAUAGGCUCUAUUUCAGCACCCUUCAUAGUAUCUUUGGAUCACCUUCAAACUUGGCUUCCACCAGCUUGUUUCGGGAUCCUUCCACUCAUCGGUGCCGCGCUUUGCUUUUUAUUGCCAGAAACAGUUGGAUGUACACUGCCAGAGACGCUCGAAGACGGCGAAAAUUUUGGAAAGAAACCCCAUAAAAUAAAGAAGAAUCCAAAAGACAUCGAAGCAGAAGCGGCGCUUUGAACGAAGACUGAGAUUAACUGUUAUUACUUAGAGAUUAUUAAAGAAAAUUAGGAAAAAAAUUGCGUGGAGAAGUAACAAAAUCGGAAACGUGGCGUUUUAUAAAGAAAUUAGCUGUAUAUAUAAAUGACACUGAGAGCAUUCCUCUUUUUUUAUUUAUUAUAUUAUUAUAUCCACAAUUUUAACGAUGUCGGUGUUCUCCUUCACACGUAUCGAAGCACAUCGACUUCAUUUCCCGACAAAUUUUUUACUUAUUAUUAAUAGCUGACAAACUAAAUCAGUAUAUACAUUCGUUCGUAUGGAAACAAAACUAAAAGAGUAGUACAAUUAUUCUAAGGCGUUUUAAAGAUGUUUUUCAUAUCGAAAAGUUUUAUAAGAAUCGAAGAACGUUACUUACCGGCGAAUGUAACAAUUGCGAGUAGAGUGCCUUAUAUCAUUUGUAUGUAAAUGUCUAAAUAGAUCAUAUAUUUUAUAAAA